Molecule: messenger RNA, 3258 nt
Organism: Meriones unguiculatus (Mongolian gerbil)
Lineage: Eukaryota; Metazoa; Chordata; Mammalia; Rodentia; Muridae
Gene: Smo
Product: smoothened, frizzled class receptor
Exons: 12
Coding region: 16-2352 (778 amino acids)
Biological process (GO): positive regulation of smoothened signaling pathway; commissural neuron axon guidance; smoothened signaling pathway
Cellular component (GO): plasma membrane; dendrite; cilium
Molecular function (GO): patched binding; transmembrane signaling receptor activity
Source: RefSeq, a predicted model, not a curated record
CUGGCGGGCCGGGCCAUGGCCGCCGUGCGCCCCGCGCUGCUGCUGCCGCCGCUGCUGCUGCUGCUGGGGGCCCCGGGCCGGGGGGCGGCCCCGGGCGGGAACGCCACGGCCGGCGGCAGCGCGCGGGCCGCCGUGCCGCCCACCAGCCCGCCGGCGCUGAGCCGCUGCGGCCGCGCCGCCCCCUGCGAGCCGCUGCGCUUCAACGUGUGCCUGGGCUCGGCGCUGCCCUACGGGGCCACGUCCACGCUGCUGGCCGGGGACUCGGAGUCGCAGGAGGAGGCGCACGGCAAGCUCGUGCUCUGGUCGGGCCUCCGGAACGCCCCCCGCUGCUGGGCCGUGAUCCAGCCCCUGCUGUGCGCUGUCUACAUGCCCAAGUGUGAGAAUGACCGGGUGGAGCUGCCCAGCCGCACCCUGUGCCAGGCCACGCGCGGCCCCUGCGCCAUCGUGGAGCGGGAGCGGGGCUGGCCUGACUUCCUGCGCUGCACGCCGGACCGCUUCCCCGAAGGCUGCCCGAACGAGGUGCACAACAUCCGGUUCAACAGCUCGGGCCAGUGUGAGGCGCCGCUGGUGCGGACGGACAACCCCAAGAGCUGGUACGAGGACGUGGAGGGCUGCGGCAUCCAGUGCCAGAACCCGCUCUUCACGGAGGCGGAGCACCAGGACAUGCACGGCUACAUCGCGGCCUUCGGCGCCGUCACGGGCCUCUGCACGCUCUUCACGCUGGCCACCUUCGUGGCCGACUGGCGGAACUCCAACCGCUACCCCGCCGUCAUCCUCUUCUACGUCAACGCCUGCUUCUUCGUGGGCAGCCUGGGCUGGCUGGCGCAGUUCAUGGACGGCGCCCGCCGCGAGAUCGUCUGCCGGGCGGACGGCACCAUGAGGUUCGGGGAGCCCACCUCCAGCGAGACCCUGUCCUGUGUCAUCAUCUUCGUCAUCGUGUACUAUGCCCUGAUGGCCGGCGUGGUCUGGUUCGUGGUCCUCACCUACGCCUGGCACACCUCCUUCAAGGCCCUGGGCACCACCUACCAGCCGCUCUCGGGCAAGACGUCCUACUUCCACCUGCUCACGUGGUCGCUGCCCUUCGUCCUCACCGUGGCGAUCCUCGCUGUGGCGCAGGUGGACGGAGACUCCGUGAGCGGCAUCUGCUUCGUGGGCUACAAGAACUACCGCUACCGUGCCGGCUUCGUGCUGGCUCCCAUCGGCCUGGUGCUCCUCGUGGGGGGCUACUUCCUCAUCCGGGGGGUCAUGACGCUGUUCUCCAUCAAGAGCAACCACCCUGGGCUUCUGAGUGAGAAGGCCGCCAGCAAGAUCAAUGAGACGAUGCUACGCCUGGGCAUUUUUGGCUUCCUGGCCUUUGGCUUUGUGCUCAUCACCUUUAGCUGCCACUUCUAUGACUUCUUCAACCAGGCUGAGUGGGAGAGGAGCUUCCGGGACUACGUGCUAUGCCAGGCCAACGUGACCAUCGGGCUGCCUACCAAGAAGCCCAUUCCUGACUGCGAGAUCAAGAACCGGCCUAGCCUCCUGGUGGAGAAGAUCAACCUAUUUGCCAUGUUUGGCACGGGCAUUGCCAUGAGCACCUGGGUGUGGACCAAGGCCACCCUGCUCAUCUGGAGGCGGACCUGGUGCAGGUUGACGGGGCAGAGUGAUGAUGAGCCGAAGCGGAUCAAGAAGAGCAAGAUGAUCGCCAAGGCCUUCUCUAAGCGGCGUGAGCUGCUGCAGAACCCGGGUCAGGAGCUGUCCUUCAGCAUGCACACCGUCUCCCACGAUGGACCCGUGGCGGGUUUGGCUUUUGACCUCAAUGAACCAUCAGCUGAUGUCUCCUCGGCCUGGGCCCAGCACGUCACCAAAAUGGUAGCUCGGAGAGGAGCCAUACUGCCCCAGGACGUGUCUGUCACGCCUGUGGCGACUCCGGUGCCACCGGAACAACAAGCCAGUCUGUGGCUGGUUGAGGCAGAGACCUCCCCAGAGCGAGAGAAGCGCUUGGGCCGGAGGAAGAAGCGGAGGAAGAGGAAGAAGGAGGUGUGCCCCUUGGGGCCCGCCCCGGAGCUUCACCACCUCAGCCCUGGCCCCGGCCCUGCCCCCAGUGCGGUUCCCCGGCUGCCCCAGCUGCCCCAGCAGAAGUGCCUGGUCGCCGCCAACGCCUGGGGAGCGGGGGAGCCCUGCCGACAGGGAGCCUGGACACUCGUCUCCAGCCCCUUCUGCCCGGAGCCCAGUCCCCGACAAGACGCUUUUCUCCCUGGUGCCUCGGCCCCGAGGGCCUGGGCUCAGGGCCGCCUCCAGGGCCUGGGGUCCAUUCAUUCCCGCACUAACCUGAUGGAGGCUGAGCUCCUGGAUGCAGACUCGGACUUCUGAGCCCGCAGGGCAGGGCAGAUGAAUACACACCUUUCUGCGGUUCUUCUGAGAGCUCACCUGGGGUCUCGUCUGACUGUGGCCCAGCGCCUGCCCAUGGGAGUUGUGUGUGUCCGGCUAGAAGCAGCCCGACUGUGGGAAGCUGUAUCAAUGGAUAGAACGGUGCUCGCUCCCGUCAGGAGGCCUGCAGCUCAGGACCCUUGCUUCUGCCCACCAGCUAGAGUCUGGCUGGCAGUGCCGGUCUCCAGCAGAGCUUGCACCAGGGCAGGAAUGGCAGAGGCAGGGGGGACGGCUGGCAGGUGAGGGCUGGCUGCCCUUCUCUCUGCCAGGAUUUCCGACGAGUGUUUGCUGUGUCUUUUGUUCUUUGUCUAAGUGGGGACAGGACUGUUCUUCCUCUUUUGGGUAGUUGUAAGGACCACUCCCAUAAGGGCUAUAACUGCCUUCCACAGGAAACACAUCCCGUUUUCCUGUGCUAGCUCCCACAGUCGCAUCUCAGUUCCAAGCUCUUCCUUCUAGCACCCUAAAACUGCGGCGAACACGCACGCACACACACACACACACACACACACACACACACACGUCCCUUACUGCUGAGCUUGGUCUCCAGGUAAGAGACUGGUUCAGUUCCAGGCCUCUGAGAACAUGUCCGCUCUUCCUCACAGCCAUGCGGUGGGGACUUACGGGGCUCCCUUGGGAGGCUUCUGUUGCUUCAGCCUGGCAAGGAAGCUCCCUCCAACUUCUGUAUCUGGUGGGAGGGGUACCCCCCACUUUUUACAAUGUCUGGUCACAUUCCUAGUGCCCCACAUCAGGAGCCAGGCAGAGGGUGCCUUAGAAGCUGGCUGGGUUCCAGGUCGGGACUGGUAUGAAAAGAACUAUAAACAGCAAAUAAAACAUUUUUGUAUAAGCUCA